AUGUCUGCCGUCUCUUCGUCAGCCAUUAAUCCCCAGGGCCAAGGGCUCCGCCAAUCUGCUCGGCAGACACGUACCAAUCCCUCUCGAACCUCCAAGACCAUUGGUCGCUCCUCGUUUGGCUUCGGUCGUGGCUUGAUAGCUGAGACUCCCGCAACGACCCCUGUUCCUCAUGGCUUCUACCCUGCGCUUACGCAUUUCACCGACGCGAUCACCGCUCUCCCGCGCGAGUUCCGCAGACACAAUUCGUUGUUGAAGGAGGUUGAUGCGAAGGCGUGGGCUCUCGAGGAGAAUUUGCUACAGCUCCUGCAGAUUUCGUCGCAGUCGCAACCCGUGCCGCACCCAUCGCACCCAGCACCUAUUGUCGGCGGCUUGGUGCGGGAGGAUUACUUGCCCAAGGAACUCUCCCAGUCCCCAGAGUCACCCGAGAGCAAAAACCGUCGUCUCCUCUUCGAUCGCGUACGCCAGAGCCUGGGCGACCUUAUGAUGACGGCUGACGAAAAGAACCACGUGAUUUCCAAUGCAAAUGAGGAACUGGAUCGCCAGAUUGUCCGGCUGGAUACUGUAUUUCCGUACAUUGCGGGCGAGAUCAGCGACGAAGCUCGAUUGGGCAGUCUGACGCAUUGGGCUUACUCGAACAAGAGCGUCGCGAAGGCGGCAACGAACGAGCGACCACGCCGCGAAGCUGUGGGCCAGCGACAGGAUCUCACCCAUGUGCUCCACGAGGCUGAAGCUGCUAGCCGUAGUGAGGCGCGGCGCGAAGCUGUCCGGGCACGGGCCCGACGACCGAAUGCCGACGCGGACUAUGAGGAGGCUCGGGCCCCUCGAAAGACGAAUGCUGGAAAGUCUCGUGGUGAUAAUGCGACAGGUGACAACGCAGCGCCUAAGAGGCGGAAGGUAGAACGCCCUGCGGCAAUGGACGUUGGCGCGCCGAUGGAGCGCUCUGCUAGUGGUGCUGGCGGCCAGCGCGCUGCAAAUAAAGAUGGCGCCGAGAAGAAGCGAUCUCGUGCUCCGAAUCCGAACGCUGUUGCGGCUCGCAAGAAGACCAAUGCCGCUUCGAACGCUGGAUCACCCAUCCUUGCACCCUCGCCUCUUAUCGGCACCUUUAACAAUACGCCACGAGGAGCUGCUAGUCCAGGCCCGAACACAUCGCGCCCCCAAUCCUCUCGGGCCCAGCAGAAUGCUGGGCAGACGAGUAUUUCCCGACAGCGGCCCUCUUCGUCAGCAUCCAAUCGCAUUGGCCAACCAAACUCCUCCAAACCCGCAGACCCCAGAGCUACCCCGCGCGAGCCUGUCAAACACGAAAUUGUCAACGCAGAAGCCCGUGAAUUUGAUGGCGAAUCCGGCAGCCGACCCUCUGCACCAACGGGUGCCAAGCGCGAAGACCUAGACCGACCAGCAGAUGCAACCGAACCCGAGCCGACAAGCAAGGGCCGCAGCUCCAAAACCUCAACCCCGCUUCUCUCUACACUCGCUGAACCAACCCAGUCCCGCUCGCGGCCAACACGAAGCAAUGACUCUGCGCCCAAGCGGACGACCAAGAAAACGCCCGCGCAACGCACACUCCCCUCGGACGAAGAGUCUAUUCAUGAGGGCGACGACGAGGACGAGGACCACGAGCCGCGGUACUGCUACUGUAAUGAGGUUAGCUUUGGUGAGAUGGUGGCGUGUGAUAACGAUGCUUGUCCGCGCGAGUGGUUCCAUCUGUCGUGUGUGGGGAUGACGAAGCCGCCUGGGAAGAAUGUGAAAUGGUACUGUAAUGAGUGCAAAGAGAAUAUGCGGCGCAGUCGCAAUGGACGGUAA
This is a messenger RNA of Penicillium canariense, 1800 nucleotides long. Its product is annotated as putative PHD finger domain protein (Ing1). Gene Ontology annotation, biological process: regulation of DNA-templated transcription. Bases 1 to 1800 code for a protein of 599 amino acids. The record is from RefSeq and is a predicted model, not a curated record. Lineage: Eukaryota; Fungi; Ascomycota; Eurotiomycetes; Eurotiales; Aspergillaceae. Gene Ontology annotation, cellular component: nucleus; Rpd3L complex; Rpd3L-Expanded complex. The transcript is spliced from 5 exons.